CCAGCCCUGUCCCCUGGCUUCUCCGUUCUCUCAUCUCCCUCUCUUCUCCGACACUGUUACUUCUGCUCAUGGGUGUGAGAGAGAGCGGAGCUAAGCAAUGGCACUAAUUUCACCUCCCUUUCUUCUUUCUUGAUUCUCGCGUCCCCCUUUAUUUUUUUCACCAGUUUCGUCUCGCUAACAUAAGAAACGGAACCGUUCGCCUCUCACUCUCUGCUUUUCUCCGCUUCUGCCAUUCUAUUACUUCGUUGCGGAAAAUAAUUCACUUAAUCGGAACUCGGAGCCUUUCCGUUUUCUUUAGUUUUGUUGCUUUGCGAUCUCUGCUUUUCCGGGUCAUCAUCCUACAUGAGUUUUCACCACUUCGAAAAUGGUAGCGACCGUUUCCGCGGGGCUAUAAAACAAUUACUCUCCGCUCCUCUUUUUGUUUCCCAGCGUCCUCUCUCUAACAUUUUUGGGGCCAUAGGUCAUCCUGGCGAGAUCGAGUCUAGCAAAUCUGAGAUUGGAUUUCAGAUUCUGAACCCUUCCUUCAUGGAGACCAGAGCAACGGAUAAAAUCAUCGGUGAAGUCGACGGCCAUUUCCGGGUCGAGACAAGCGGCCUGUCCCUGAAUCUGACUGAAGAAGUAGAAGCUAAGAGGCCCGAUGCCGGCACAAGUGGCCACACUAAGCUCUGUGCUAGAGGCCACUGGAGGCCCGGUGAAGAUGCCAGGCUCAAGGAGCUGGUGGCGCAGUAUGGUCCUCAAAACUGGAACUUGAUCGCCGAGCAUCUCGAAGGACGAUCAGGCAAGAGUUGCAGAUUGAGGUGGUUUAAUCAGCUGGAUCCUCGGAUCAACAGAAGGGCUUUCUCCGAGGAAGAAGAGGAGAGACUGUUGGCGGCUCAUAAGGCGUACGGUAACAAGUGGGCUUUGAUUGCCAGGCUGUUCCCAGGGAGGACCGAUAACGCAGUGAAGAACCACUGGCACGUGAUCAUGGCGAGGAGGCAGAGGGAGCAGUCACACGUUUUCAGGAGGAGGAAACCCACUUCUGAGAACAAUGUUCCGAACGGAUUAAAACUCACUCUAACCAACAAUGCCGGCAGCGAAUCCAGCAUGUCAAGCACCAGAGACGAGUCUGCUUCAACCUGCACUAAUCUCUCCCUUACUCCCUCCUCCGCCAAACCUCUCCUUUCGACUCUAGUCUGAGCCCAGUUCAGAGUUUUCAAGGCGAAGGAACACCGAUCGGAGGAGCCGGCGGCGUUGGUUUUGACAAGUUGUUGGGCGGAAGGAGUGGGGCAGGCAUGGGAAAAGGGAAGGGCGCGGAGCAAUCAAAUAAUAAUUCAGAUUCGAAGUCGGAAGUAUCAGUGGGCGAGUCAGUGGGCACCAACAGGAAGAGUUUGUCAUAUUCUGGGGAAAGUGAAAACGUGGGCGAUAAGAGGGACAUGCCUUUCAUUGAUUUUCUGGGGGUUGGAGCUGCUGCAUAAAGACGAUGACUUGUGCACUGAAACAAACAAGAGUCAGAGAAGGAAACAGUGGGUUUGGAGGAGCAGGCAAGUGAAUCUGCAGGUGCAGAGCCCAUCUGCACCCUCGUGUGUACAGUUAGUUUCGUAAUAGGGAAAAAACUAGCCAAACAAGAAAUGUAAUAAGAGGGAAAAGACAAUGGGGAAAAAGCAACUAAAGAAAAAAAAGGGGGGGGGGGGGAGAUGGGUGUGAACGGGUGGAGAAUGCUUUGGCGUUUUGGGAAUGAGGAGAAGCCAAAGUAGGAAAGAGCUGGGGCGGUGUAAGAGUGAAUAGAAGUAAGUAGUAGGGAAAGUGGUUUAACAUGAGAGGGGUUUUGAGUAGUGCGUCUGCAUGGCCUGCAGUAUGAGUACUGCUUGGUUGACCCAGUUUUACAUUAAUUAGUGUGCUGUGCUGUGUUCUGCUGGUUCUAGCUCUAAUAUGCACCAUUAAAUGGUGGACUAGGGAGUAGUAGGGGAUUAAAUUAAAUGCUCAAGUAAAUUAGAGGGACGAAGCCACUCAUUCAAAAAAUCCCGGUGGGGUCUCUCCCUGCUCAUUGCUUUCGUAGAUUCUGAAAAACGUGACUUUGAUUUCCCAGUGAUUUUUAUGUCUAUUUCCGUUUGCAUAUGUAUUUAUGUCGGUGCAAAA
Messenger RNA from Neltuma alba, 2115 nucleotides. Its product is annotated as transcription factor CSA-like. Gene Ontology annotation, molecular function: DNA-binding transcription factor activity, RNA polymerase II-specific; RNA polymerase II cis-regulatory region sequence-specific DNA binding. Gene Ontology annotation, cellular component: nucleus. The record is from RefSeq and is a predicted model, not a curated record. NCBI's taxonomy places the organism in Eukaryota, Viridiplantae, Streptophyta, Magnoliopsida, Fabales, Fabaceae. Bases 343 to 1176 code for a protein of 277 amino acids. Gene Ontology annotation, biological process: regulation of DNA-templated transcription. The transcript is spliced from 3 exons.